Molecule: messenger RNA, 1404 nt
Organism: Vicia villosa (hairy vetch)
Lineage: Eukaryota; Viridiplantae; Streptophyta; Magnoliopsida; Fabales; Fabaceae
Exons: 1
Coding region: 1-1404 (467 amino acids)
Source: RefSeq, a predicted model, not a curated record
AUGACAACCACUCAAACUCAGACUAAUAAGGUUUUUCUAAACCAAAACGUACACACCAAUGAGCAAAUCAAACAGUUAGCGACUAAAGUAGACGCGUUGGCCAUUCACAAUAAGAUGCUUGAAACACAAAUCUCUCAAGUGGCACAACAACAAGCACCUACUGCAGCACCUGCCGGGACAUUUCCUGGAAAGCCACAACCGAAUCCGAAAGGACAUGCUCAUGCUAUUAUUCUGCGAAGUGGUAGAGAGAUGGACAAACCGACUGACCCUAGGCUUAAAAACUCUGCUAUGUUCCAAAGCCCUAGUAAAACAACUGAGGAGGAAAGUGGACCCAAAGAUAAACCAAGUAACCCAAAAAAGAAAGAGGCCAAGGAAGGCGAGACAGAGGAAAAAGAAGCGCCAUAUGUACCUCCACCACCCUAUAAACCACCUAUUUUGUACCCUCAAAGAUUCAAAAAAUCUAAAAGCAUAGGGCAGUUUAAGAAAUUUGUAGAACUUCUUAAACAAUUGAACAUUACAAUUCCUUUUACAGAAGCUAUUACACAAAUUCCCUCAUAUGCUAAAUUUCUAAAAGAAAUCCUAUCGAAUAAGAAAAAAAUAGAAGACAAUGAGACCGUAACACUCACCGCCGAAUGCAGUGCAAUAAUCCAAAAUAAAAUGCCACCUAAGAUGAAAGACCCAGGAAGUUUCUCCAUACCUUGCAAUAUAGGAAAAUCUGUCAUAGACAAAGCUCUGUGCGACUUAGGAGCUAGUAUUAGCCUAAUCCCUUUGUCCAUUUGCAAGAAACUUAACAUGGGAGACCUAAGACCAACCAAAAUGUCAGUACAACUUGCAGACCGUUCUGUUAAGUAUCUUGUAGGUGUUCUUCAAAAUGUACCCGUCCGCAUCGGACAAUUCUACAUUCCUACAUAUUUCAUAAUUAUGGACAUAAAGGAAGACGUCAAUACCCCUAUAAUUUUAGGAAGACCGUUUCUGGCCACAGCUGGAGCUAUUAUAGGCGUAAAGAAAGGCAAGUUGACAUUCGAAGUAGAUGAGGAGAAGGUCGAAUUUAUUCUAACACAAUUCCUUCAAGCCCCAGCUAUAGAAGAUACAUGCUAUCUGGUGGACGUUAUUGAUGAAUGUGUAAGAGAGAUAGGAUUAUUAGAAGAAUAUUACUCUGAAGUUAUAAAGAUUCCAAUGCCCUUGAUUUUCGAAGAUGACAAUUGGCGUUCAGAAUAUCGAGACGAUAGCUUAAGCGAAUGCUUAGCUUUAACACCCAACCCUAUGCCUUGCCCUAAGAAACCAACCUUGGACCUUAAGCCAUUACCCAAGACUCUUAGAUAUGAAUUCCUAGACAAUGAGCUCAAAAGACCAGUAAUAGUCAACGCAGAGUUAGGAGGAACUGAAACUGAAAAACUGUUAUAA